CCACUAAAAAAUCAAAACACACUGUAGCCUCAUAGUCUCAUCAUUCAGAUAGUUCAUUCUCGUUGAAUGAAACAGCACCCAAAGAGAAACAAAAAUGUGUUCAGAAUAUGAGUGCGGAAUUUGUUACAGAAGCUACAACACGGAUCGUCGGUGUCCUCGUGAGUUACAGUGUAAGCACAUCUUUUGUGAGAGCUGUAUCGUGACUCUUUCUCGACCCUCGCUAUGUGAAGUGGAAUCCAGGAAGGAAUGUUCGCGGCAGGACAAGACAAUUGUUUGCCCACUGUGCCGGUACACAACGUCGGUCUCGGGUAAAGUGAGGGCAGCGCUUCGGGUAGACGAAGGUAUUCUUGAGCGCAUGGUGUCAUCUGGCGUACUAAGCAUGACAGACGACGAGGAGGAUCGUGAAGAUGAUGAGACUUCUCAUGAGAACUCAGCCGAGGAAAGGGACUCCUCUUCGGGUUCCGUAGUUGGAAGGUUCCGCCGUUCGCUGAGGCGCGUCUGGGGAAAAUUAACUCGGAAUAAUGACCAACGGAGAGCGGAGUGUAUGACUGAUGAGGACCUACGAGACCUUGCCAUGAUGUCAUGCUACAUCAUUUGAUGAGGACUUCGUUGGAAAAAAGUAAUCAGCUGCUGCUGCACCUGAUUGAUCAGAGAGAGGGUGUUGCUGUCCACGAGCCAACGCUACAGUAUUUAGAAUGUAGAAGACUGGCGGGUCCAGUUGGAGCAAGCAGGAAUAUAGCCUCUUCGCACCGGGGAGACCUGUACACGUUGAUCUCCCGUUGCCGAAGUUGACAUCCCUUGCCCCGAAUAACAUAUUUACCAGCCCUCUGGUUUAUUUCCGAGAAACUUUACCUGUCACUGAAGGCAAUUCUAUAAUCCUGUUUACCAUUCGGUACGGGCUAUACAAUGUGUGAACUAUGGUAAAAAUGGUAUAAAUAUACAUUUUCUGAAGCUCACUCCCUAGUCCCCAUACAGCCUACUAGUUUUCCGUGAUUUUACCAUGUGAUCCUAGAUGGCAGCACACCAUUAGGAAGAUAGGAUGUGAUUUUGGUUAAUUUGAGGAAAGUUGGAUAUAAAUGUUUUUUUUUUCUCCACACGUAAGAAUAAACUAACAGGAAUAUAGCUUUGUUUACACGGGCAGCCCAAUUCUGAGCUUUUUUAAACUAAUUGGCCAUUUAACCAAUCACAUCAGAUCUUUUCCAGAGCUGAUCUGAUUAGUCAAAAUAGCCAUUAUUGGGUAAACAAAAUAUCAGAAUUGGGCUGCCUGUGUAAAUGCAGCCUAUGUAUUCUAUAAUAGCCAACUAGGCCUAAGUGUCAAUUUCUUCUCACUUGCAUGUCAUAAUUUGGUGGUGACCAAACAUAAACACAAGGAUAAAACAGAAUUGUAAGAGACCAUAUAGGCUUUUCUCUGAAGCCAUUUUGCUACCAAAUGAAAUGUUUUUGUAUGAAAUUGUCUUUGGUGCUUUGAAGUAGCCUAUUUUAUUUAACCUUUAUUUAACUUGGCAAGUCAGUUAAGAACAAAUUCUUAUUUACAAUGAUGGCCUACCCCGGCCAAACUCUAUGACUUUCCAUUUCCAAAGAUUAGAAUAAGUAUUUAAUAUUGUUGGUGCUAAGUUCACAAGCACAAACUUAAUAUAAUUCAAUAUGUAAUUCAGUGUAUUUACUUCAUUCACUUUCAUUGAUUGUGCAGUUUUUUUUAGGCCUAUGUUUUGUUGUAAUAAAAGCAUAUAGGCAUACCAAUA
Messenger RNA from Oncorhynchus kisutch (coho salmon), 1742 nucleotides. Its product is annotated as RING finger protein 222-like. The transcript has 2 exons. Gene Ontology annotation, molecular function: ubiquitin protein ligase activity. The record is from RefSeq and is a predicted model, not a curated record. NCBI's taxonomy places the organism in Eukaryota, Metazoa, Chordata, Actinopteri, Salmoniformes, Salmonidae. The coding region runs from base 95 to 598 and encodes 167 amino acids. Gene Ontology annotation, biological process: protein ubiquitination.